CAACCGUCUCUUUUGCUUAUUCUCACCGCGUCAAAAAGAAAAGAGAGAAAAACCUCUUUUUUUUUUCUUUCUUAUUGAUCUCUCACGCGAGUCGAAGAUAUAGAUCGAUCGUACGUUCGUUUGAUCUCUCAGGUUUGCUUCUUCUUCGACUUCGGAUCUCCCCGAUGAUUUCGUCGUGCUUUCAAUUUCGGUUUCCGCUUCGUCUCGAUCUUCGCCGUCCUAUUCCCAUUGAUUACCCAGGAAGCUAGGGUUUCGCCCGAUGAAGGAUGAACGCCUUUUGUACCUCGCUUCUUUGGUUGUUUUUGUGUAUAUUUAGGGUUUUAUAAGUAAUGAACGGCUGAUCCCUCUAUGGCGUUUCUGGAAUUAGAUUAGGGUUUAGGAAUGGAGAUUAGAUUUAUUAGGUUUUGUUUAUGAUUUCUGUGGACUUGGGAGUAUUCAGAGGAUUGGAGGUUUUUUGAUUCUCAGUCUUGGUACUCCUUGGGAAGCGUGUUACUCUUCUGAGGUUUCUGUGGAUGAAGCAAGAUCGUCUCUGUGGGUACAGUCUGCUAAAGUUAGUGUUUUUCUCAAUGUGUUUUUAUAGUAUGAGUUACUACAAGGCUCCCAGGAGAUACUCUAACGGAAGGAACUUCGGAGUGGAAAGACAACAAGGUUUUGUAGCUGAUAUAGCUCCCAGAAGACCUUAUGUUCCUUAUGAAAACAAGGGUCCUAAUAAGUGGUCUAGGAAUCUGGUUUGGACGGCGUCAGAUGGAAACAUGCCGAGGAAGAAUGGUAGCACCUAUGGGUCAACGAAACCACAAGUUCCAGGGGCACGAUCUAGUGUGUCAAAUCUGCAGAGGAAGGAUGCUGCGUAUGGGCAAAGAAGCUCGUCUGUUUCAGACAAGAGAGGUUGGGUGUCUAACGAUAGAGGCAGUCCCAAGUCUGAGGUAUGCGUCUGUAAGUUUUGGAAAGCUGGAAACUGCAAGAAGGGUGAUCAAUGCUCUUUCUUGCACUCUUGGACUAGCCUCCCCGGGAUGGUCAUGGUAGCUGCUCUUGAAGGACACAAGAAGGAUCUGAAAGGGAUUGCACUUCCUCAAGGUUCAGAUAAACUCUUUUCAGCCAGUAGCGAUGGUACAUUGCGAAUCUGGGACUGCCACACUGGCCAGUGUGUUCAUACAAUCAACCUCCAGGCGGAAGCAGGGUCGUUAGUGAGUGAAGGUCCAUGGGUUUUCCUUGGCUUGCCGAAUGCUGUGAAGGCUUUUAACGUUCAAACCAGUAAAGAUUUGCAUCUUAACGGAGUGAUUGGUCAGGUCCGUGCUAUGACUGUUGGCAAUGGAAUGCUUUUUGCUGGGACAAGUUCUGGUAGCAUAUCUGUCUGGAAGGCAACUGACACCGAGUCUGAUCCUUUCACAUAUCUCACAUCUCUGGAGGGACACCAUACUGGUGAAGUCACAUGCUUUAUUGUUGGAGGUCAGCGAUUAUACUCUGGUUCUGUUGAUAGAACAAUAAAGGUGUGGGAUCUCUAUACACUGGAAUGUACGAUGACACUGAGGCAACAUACCGACACUGUCACCUCCCUCCUAUGUUGGGAUCAGUAUCUCAUAUCGUCUUCUUUGGAUGGGACCAUCAAAGUCUGGGCUUGUUCUGACAACAGCAUCUUGAAAGUUACUAAUACACGCAGACAAGGACAAAGUGUGCAUACUCUUAGUGGAAUGACCGAUGCAGAGGGCAAACCUAUUGUAUUCUGCUCUUACCAAAACGGAACAGUCAGUAUAUGUGAUCUACCAUCUUUUGAAGAGAGAGGAAAGAUGUUCUCUACGAACACGGUCGGUGCAAUCACAGUUGGUCCUGAAGGGUUGUUAUUCACCGGAGACAAGAGUGGGAAGCUGCGUGUUUGGAGUUUAGCUGGCACCAAAGUUUAGCAAUUUAACCAUUCUUGGUUGAUUUAAUAUGUAAAUGAGUUUAAGAAAUUGUCCUUAUGUAAUGACUCGGAUACUAAAUAUCCAUGCACUAAAGUAAUAUCAUGUGCUUUCAGGCUU
This is a messenger RNA of Raphanus sativus (radish), 2015 nucleotides long. Its product is annotated as zinc finger CCCH domain-containing protein 59. The coding region runs from base 513 to 1898 and encodes 461 amino acids. The record is from RefSeq and is a predicted model, not a curated record. The transcript is spliced from 6 exons. Gene Ontology annotation, molecular function: metal ion binding; protein binding. Lineage: Eukaryota; Viridiplantae; Streptophyta; Magnoliopsida; Brassicales; Brassicaceae.